This is a messenger RNA of Capsaspora owczarzaki ATCC 30864, 1879 nucleotides long. RefSeq lists its product as hypothetical. NCBI's taxonomy places the organism in Eukaryota, Filasterea, Ministeriida, Capsasporidae. The coding region runs from base 22 to 1752 and encodes 576 amino acids. The transcript is spliced from 7 exons. Gene Ontology annotation, molecular function: protein binding. The record is from RefSeq and is a predicted model, not a curated record.
UAUUUGCUUUUGGACCCAUCCAUGUCGCAGCAGACCCUCUUCCAUAUUGCCGCUGGCUCGUACGAUCGCACGCUGUACGGCUUUGACUGCGUUGCCGUCCCCGCGUCGUCCGUCUCGCUCGUCGCCCCAGCCGACACUCCGUUCUCGGCACCUGGUGUCUCCAGCAGCAGCAGCAGCAGCAGCAGCAGUAACAGCAGCAGCAACGCUUCAGCACCCUCUGGACCAGUCAGCCUCAAGUCGCUCGAUGGCAUUGCGCUUCAACUGGUCGCCAAGUACGUCUACCCUGCGCACACUGGAUGCAUCAAAGCCGUCGCGCUCGGUGGUGGCCGACUGCUCGCCACUGGCAGCACUGACGAAACAAUCAAAUUGUAUGACAUUGAUCGCAAGAAGGAACUCGGCUUCAUGAUCAAGCACGAAGGAUCUAUCACCGCACUCGAGUUUGUCAAGGACUCGCAUCUGCUCAGUGCCAGCGAUGACGGCGCUGUCUGCAUUUGGCGUACCAAGGAUUGGGAGUGUCUGCGAAUGAUGAAGGGCCAUCAAGGCCCGAUCAACGCUAUUGCAGUUCAUCCCACAGGCGCUUUGGCUCUUACUGUCUCCAAAGACAAGCACAUGCGGACCUGGAACUUGCUCAAGGGCCGUUGCGCGUUUGUGACCAAUCUCAAGGCCGAGUUUGAUCUCGUCAAGUGGGCGCCCGAUGGCGAUCGGUACAUGUUGAUCACUAAUAAGACCGUCGCUUUGUACCGCGUGGAGGACGGCGAGCAAGUUUUGAAAAUUGAGUGCAAGCGUCGGAUUCUCGCUGCUUGCUUUAUUGAUAACGACCAUUUGGCAGUCGGCGGCGAAGAGGAUGCCAUUUCCAUCCUCUCUUUGCGGGAUGGCAAGGUUCUUCAAACAAUCAAGGGACACAGCAACCGUGUCCGCGGGCUGACCGUGCUGCCCCACCCGAGCAACGCCACUUCGGUCCUCCUUGUCAGUGCCAGCUCUGACUGCUUUAUCAAGGUCUGGAACGUGGAUCCGGCAGCCAAGAACGUGCACCAAACGGCAAAGGACUGCCUUGUGCAAGAGUACACGGGAGGCCGGCUAACCUGCCUCGCCACCACCGUCCCGGCCACCCAUGCAGAAAAGACUACAACGGCUGCCGCCGAUAAGCAAGUCAAGCGCGAUGAGAGGCGCCAGCUGCACGAGGCCAUCGCCGACGGCAAGACCAAAGCACGCGCAAAAGUUCGCGCCACCGAGGCAGAGACGAUUGCUCGCGCGCAAGAAAAGCGCAAGCAGCAAAUCGAGCACGCCGCUGCCGUUGCGUUGGAGCAGGCCGAUCAGGAUGAAUCUGACAACGAGGAGGAUGAGCUCGAUGCUGAAGACCAGGAAGACGAUCAGGACGAUGAGGAGGAAGAUGACAGCGAGGAGGAGCACUUCCAGGACGCUCCGGAAGAGGAUGACGACGAGGAUGACGCCGAAGAGGAUGAUGACGAACAAGAGGACGACGAAGACAAAGACGAAUCCGAGGAGGAAGCGGUUGCGGCCAAAUUGCCUCCCAAGAACGCCAAAGCCAAGUUUGCGCCCGUUCCCAGUCGUCCGCUGCAAAAACAAACCCAAUCGGGCCCAGCAGCUGCACCUCGUGACAAGCGUCGCGCUGAUGAUGACGCUGCCACUGAAAAGAGCGCAGGCAAGCGUGUCCGAAUUGCUGCAGAGCCCGUCCACGCUGGCAAGCAACAAAGCAACAAGCAGAAUGGUCGCCGCCCGCGAAAGCACUGAGGUGGAAUUUGUUUGCUUGUCGUCGGGAGUUUUGUUUGGUCAUUAUUUCGGGUACUAUUACACGUGUGCUACAAGAAUUACAUCUUGAAAAAAAAUGCAAGCGGAAAGAAAAGGAGUUUGGAUAAAC